This is a messenger RNA of Exophiala bonariae, 2889 nucleotides long. RefSeq lists its product as uncharacterized. Lineage: Eukaryota; Fungi; Ascomycota; Eurotiomycetes; Chaetothyriales; Herpotrichiellaceae. The record is from RefSeq and is a predicted model, not a curated record. Gene Ontology annotation, molecular function: protein binding. The coding region runs from base 1 to 2889 and encodes 962 amino acids. The transcript is spliced from 2 exons.
AUGAGUGACCCAUUAUCCGUUGCCGCUAGUGUGGCCGGCUUGCUAUCUCUCGGUCUGCAGAGUACGGAGUACCUUUACAAAUACUAUACCGCGUGGCGAGAUCAGCAUCGAGACCUCGCCAAGGUCUCAGAUCAACUUGGUGGCCUCCUCGAAUCCCUCCAGUUUAUCGACGAGAUUGUGCGUACGCGCACAUGGCGGCCUUCCGAGCAGUUGAUCAUACAGGAUAUUGAAAAGUCAAUCAUUCGCAGCAAGGACACUAUAAAUGUCCUACAAACUGAGGUUGAAAAAUUUAAACAUGAGCCCGCUGGCAACUGGAAAAAGACGGCGGUGGUGGUAGGGCGACGGGCGGCAUACCCAUUCAAAAGAAGCACCUUAGAAGAUCUAGGCGACGAUGUGAGCGAUUUUCGCGACAACUUGUCGGUCGCGCUCCAGGCACUUCAGCUGAAAGAGCAUCACAAUACACAGGGCGAUAUUGAGGAGGUAAAUGCUGUUGCCAGGGACAUACAGGCACGGAGUGUCAGUGUCGAUCUGCGGCUGUGGCUCAGGGCCCCCGAUGCAACCAUCAACUUCAAUAUCGCAGCGGCCAAACGACACGCAAGCACUGGGCAGUGGUUGGUCCAAGGUCCAGCUUAUACUACAUGGCUGCAGCAGGACAACUCAUUCAUCUGGCUAUAUGGCUUCGCUGGCUGUGGAAAGUCUGUACUGUGCUCUACAGCGAUCCAGCAUGCCUUUCGCCGGCGACAAGCAUCCGCCACCAGUGCGGUCGUCUUCUUUUUCUUCGACUUUAGGGAUGAGUCGAAACAAGAUGCUUCGGCAGCGUUGCGAGCGUUGCUACUCCAGCUUUGUGGACAAGUUCCUCGUCUGGAAGCAGAGAUGACCCGCCUGAAAGAUUCCAAUAAUCACGGCACUCCACCAGUUCAUGUCUUACUUGAGUAUCUGCGACAAGCUAUUGUCCGGCAGCACCACACCUACAUUUUGCUCGAUGCCUUAGACGAGAGCCCCUUAGAUACCUCCCGAGCCGAAGUGCUAUCAGUAAUCGACACCAUGCGACAAUGGCAGCUGCCGGGCUUACAUUUAUUGGUUACUAGUCGGGAUGUUCCCGACAUUCGAACCCACCUACAAAUCCCAGCACUCCAGCAGGCUAUCGGACAUAUCUCGUUCAAGAACGACUUCGUUCAGCAAGAUAUCUCACGGUUUGUAGCUUUUCAAGUCGACAACGAUCCUCUGCUCCGACGUUGGGGUGAUCAUCGAGAGAAGAUCAAGAAUCAUCUGAUCCAACACUCGGGUGGAAUAUUUCGUUGGGUCGAAUGCCAGCUUCGGCCGCUUCAACAGUGUCCCCAGAGCGAAAAACACCUGGAGAAAUGUCUUCGCACCCUGCCACAGUCUCUUGAUGAGACAUACGAACGGUUGCUCUGUAGCAUCGAGCUCAGAGAAGAGGCGCAAAGGAUCCUUUCGCUUCUUUGUUAUGCAAUACGGCCGUUGUCCAUCGAGGAGAUCCUCGAAGCUCUUGCCGUUGAUAUUGACGACCUCGAAUGUUAUGAUCCCCGCAGUAAAUUCUCUGGCGGCGCAGAAGACGUCUUUCGGACCUGCCCCGGCCUUGUUGACAUCCAUCUCCGGACUGAUGGUGUUCAGGAACUCCGGAUUGAACAUUUCUCGGUACAGGAGUACUUACAAUCUGAUCGCAUUCGAAGUGGCCGUGCGGCCGACUUUGCUUUAUCAGGCCCAUUACAGCAUGGGCGGAUCAGUAAGACUUGCUUGCUGUAUCUGCAGCACGAUAGAUUCCUCCGACAGAGUUUCACUCCAGAUCUGGUGGGACAGUAUGCCUUUGCGAAAUAUGCUGCGGGGUAUUGGUUCCAGCACUAUGACCAAGCGGAUGCCCAAUUUGCCGGAGAGCUGUCGGAGGUGGUUAUAACUUUGUUGACAAUUCGCUCCACCAAAGAGCGUUGGCUCCGGCUAUACAAUCCAGAUGUACUUACCGGACAUACCGUAGUAUACGACAUGUUCGCCAAAAUUCCUCCUUCGGCAACGUACUAUGCUUCCUCUCUUGGCCUGGAUAGAGUAUUAGGCUCUAUUCUAGCUUUGUCACCAGCAGAUGUCAACGCACAAGGGGGCGAGUAUGGCAACGCACUGGUGGCGGCAUCGAGCCGUGGUUACGAGAAGGUGGUGCAGAUGCUGCUGGACCACGGUGCCGAUGUCGAUGCACAGAAAGGUACAUAUGCCACUGCACUCCAAGUGGCCUCAUUCCAGGAUCAUGAGAAGGUGGUGCGGAUGCUGUUGGACCACGGGGCCGAUGUCGACGCACGAGGAAAUAAUUCCUAUAAUGCUCUGCAGGCGGCAUCAUGCAAUGGGUUUGAGAAAUCGGUACAGGCACUGUUAGGCCACGGUGCCGAUGUCAACGCACCAGGAGGCCGCUAUGGUUGCGCACUACAGGUGGCAUCGUUUCAAGGGCAUGAGAAAUUGGUACAGAUACUGCUCGACAAUGGUGCCGAUGUCAACGCACAAGGAAGUUUUUACGAUAACGCUCUACAGGCGGCAUCGUAUGGUGGGCACGAGAAAGUAGUACAGACACUACUAGAUCACGGUGCUGAUGUUAACGUACAAGGGGGCUUGUAUGGAAAUGCACUACAGGCGGCAUCGUAUGGUGGGUACGACAAGCUCGUGCAGAUGCUAUUGCUUCACGGUGCUAAUGCCAAUGCACGAGGAGGCCGCUACGAGAACGCACUGGAUGCGGCGUCAGUUCAAGGGCAUGAGAAGGUAGUACAGAUACUGCUCGACAAUGGUGCCGAUGUCAACUCACACGGCGCGCUCAACGUGGCGUUAACAUAUGGCCACAAGAAAGUGGCUGACAUCCUUACGAGAGCGAGCCGUGACUGGCUGCAGACCACUUGA